Messenger RNA from Sturnus vulgaris (Common starling), 933 nucleotides. Its product is annotated as claudin-4-like. Gene Ontology annotation, cellular component: bicellular tight junction; membrane. The record is from RefSeq and is a predicted model, not a curated record. Gene Ontology annotation, molecular function: structural molecule activity. NCBI's taxonomy places the organism in Eukaryota, Metazoa, Chordata, Aves, Passeriformes, Sturnidae.
AUGUCCUGCCUGCCCUCAGCAAUGGGAUGCACUCCUGAACCUGGGUGGCCUGAUCCCGGUCCCCUGCGUGGACCUCCUGCGUCCUCCUCCGUGGGAGCAACUGGGAUAUUAAGUGUCAUCGCUGCAGGGAGAAAUACAAGUGGAAGAAUCCCGGGAAACUGGUUCUACCCCUCCGUCCGGUGCCGGCGGCAGGCCGGCGGCUGCGGCGGCGCUCCUCCCUCGGCAAAGGCAUAUAAUGCCUGCCGUGGUCCCGGCAGCCGGCACUGCGCGGCGGGAGGCGGGCAGGGGAGCAGGCAGCGAGCGAUGGCCUCCAUGGGGAUGCAGGUGCUGGGCAUCGCCCUCUCCGUCAUCGGCUGGCUGGCCUCCAUUCUCUGCUGUGCGCUGCCCAUGUGGCGAGAGACGGCCUUCGUCGGGAACAACAUCGUGGUGGCACAGAUCAUCUGGGAAGGACUGUGGAUGAGCUGCGUGGUGCAGAGCACGGGGCAGAUGCAGUGCAAGGUGUACGACUCGCUGCUGGCCCUGCCGCAGGAUCUGCAAGCCGCCCGUGCCAUGGUAGUGGUGGCCAUCGUCCUGGCCAUCCUGGGCACCCUGCUGGCCGUCACUGGUGGCAAGUGCACCAAUUGUGUGGAGGACGACACUGCCAAAGCCAAGGUCAUGAUCCUCUCCGGCAUCAUCUUCAUCGUCGCCGGUAUCCUCAUCCUCAUCCCUAUCUCUUGGUCAGCCAACAGCAUCAUCCAGGACUUCUACAACCCUCUGGUCUCUGACUCGCAGAAGCGGGACUUGGGCUCAUCCCUCUACGUGGGCUGGGCGGCCUCAGUGCUCCUGCUGCUGGGGGGAGGGAUCCUGUGCUGCACCUGCCCCCCCCGCGGAGAGAAGCCCUACUCCGCCAAGUUCACGGCUGCUCGCUCGCUGCCAGCCAGCAACUACGUGUAG